Myxocyprinus asiaticus (Chinese sucker) is the source of this 3285-nucleotide messenger RNA. Its product is annotated as sialidase-1-like. The record is from RefSeq and is a predicted model, not a curated record. Gene Ontology annotation, biological process: oligosaccharide catabolic process; ganglioside catabolic process. Gene Ontology annotation, cellular component: lysosome; cytoplasm; membrane. The coding region runs from base 150 to 1301 and encodes 383 amino acids. Lineage: Eukaryota; Metazoa; Chordata; Actinopteri; Cypriniformes; Catostomidae. Gene Ontology annotation, molecular function: exo-alpha-sialidase activity. The transcript has 6 exons.
CUUUAUAGUCGCGGAUGUGAAGCUGCUCUUGUUGUCAUGUGACGGUAGUCCACGAUUCACAAAACCUGUCAAAAAAACGAAUAAUUUAAUCAAGGAACCGUCGUUUCUCUGCUGCAUUGUUGUGGAGAACAGUUGCAUUGUUCGUCUCAAUGGAUUUUAUUGGACAUCUUUGGAUUGUACUUUGUAUUACAGUGUUUUCGUGUGCACGUGCAGACUACUCUCAGAUUGACCCACUGAUAUAUGAGGAGCAGCUGAUGUGGGUCGGUGGUGGAGCUGGUGAGGUGAACACCUAUCGGAUCCCUCUGCUCACCUACACAUUAAAAGGUAGUUUGCUGGCGUUCUCUGAAGCCAGAAAACAGUCCUCCAGUGACAUCGGGGCGAAGUUCAUUGCAAUGAGACGCUCCACAGACAAAGGAGUCACCUGGUCCCCCACCUCAUUUAUAGUGGAUGAUGGUGCACUAGCGGAUGGGUUGAAUCUGGGUUCGGUUGUUGUGGAUGAGGAGACUGGUGCAGUGAUACUAAUCUACUCUCUGUGCUUCCACCGUUACCAGUGUAACCCCUCCAGCACCAUGCUUGUGGAGAGUCUGAAUGAUGGGCUCACCUGGAGCACCCCAAGAAACCUCUCCAUUGAGCUGGGGGUGAAGAGCUUUGCUCCUGGGCCUGGCUUUGGUAUACAGAAACGCUAUCGCCCUAAUGUUGGCCGUUUGGUGGUGUGUGGCCACGGUUCCAUUGCUGGUGAUGGAGUCUUCUGCAUCCUGAGUGAUGAUCAUGGUAAAUCCUGGAGAUAUGGAGCUGCUCUGAAGAGCAUCCCUUACAACCAGCCUAAACAAGAUCUGGACUUCAACCCAGAUGAGUGUCAGCCAGUGGAACUGCAGGACGGAAGCAUAGUCAUCAAUGUACGCAACCAGAACAACUACCACUGCCGCUGUCGAAUAGUGGUACGGAGUCUGGAUGGAGGCGAGUCUCUGCCCGUAGAGGAGUUGGUAUUUGACAAAACACUGGUGGAUCCUGCUGUUGCAGCCGGUGCCCUGCAGAAACAAGGAGUUAUGUAUUUCACCAACCCAGCCAGCUCUCAACAUAGAAUCAAUCUGACUCUUCGCUGGUCUUUCACUGAUGGACAGUCAUGGGAAAAGGAAGCGGUCCAGAUCUGGGCAGGGCCAAGUGGUUAUUCCUCUAUGACAUCACUCAAAGGGGAUUCUCCCGAUGACAAGAAAUACAUCUUUGUCAUUUAUGAAAAGGGCCAUAAAGAGUACACUGAGACCAUCUCUUUCACUAAAAUCCAUCUAUAUGGAGGCAAAUAGAAUACAGGAGCAAGAGCUAAGAAUAAAGGGAAAUUCAGGACUUUUUAAAGACAUUUUCUAAGCUAUGGUUUCAGUCUGAUCCGAAAUCAUUUAAAAACAUUUUUCCAAUAAGUUUUGAUUUCCGGCUAGUCAGUGCCAUUGCACUGCUUGGCUAAGUCUAAAUUAGAGAAAGUUUACAAGAAGCAUGACAUGAACCACUCCAAAAAGAAUCAGAAAUCCUGGUUUAAUGUGACACUGAUAUAAUUUUGAUACAAUUAUGAUUGUAUUCACUGGUGUUUUAACAUUGUCACGCCAAUGCACAAAACUUGCUAAAAUAGAAGUGGCUUGAUAAAAAUUAUUUAUCAGUUUUAUCAAAAUAUUCAUCAGUUUCCUGCAGUUAGACUGCUGCACCUGCAAUUGCACAUGGGUUUUUUGAGACUGUACUGUUUGAUUGUUUUUAAACAGCUCGUGCUGUUUUUCUUGAUGAUUUUUUCACUUGUUGAAUAGGUUAAAUGGUUUUAUAUGUUGUACAGUAAUGUAAACUAAACUUCAUAUACAACCCAAUUCCGAAAAAGUUGGGACAGUAUGAAAAAUGCUAAUAAAAACAAAAAGAAGAUAUAUUGAAAGCACCACAAUUACACAUAAUAUGAUGUUUUACCUUGUGAUUUUUUUUUUUUUUUGAAAAUGUACAGUAAUUUCAAAUCAGAUGAUUGCAUCAUGCUCCAGGGGCAAUUUAAGACUAAAAACAAUUUGUCGAGUUGAAAUAAGGUGAUGUGAAACAGGAGAUGUGAAACAGGUGAGGCAAUUGUGUCAUAGUACUGUAUACUGUAUAAGGAGCCUCCAAAAACAGUCUAGUCCUUCAAGAGCAAGGAUCGUUCAAGACAUGCCAGUUCGGGGGACCUGGGUAGCUCAGUGGUAAAAGACGCUGGCUACCACCCCUGGAGUUCGCUAGCUUGAAUCCCAGGGCGUGCUGAGUGACUCCAGCCAGGUGCAAAUUAAGACUUUACUAUGCAAAAAGUGGAAACAAUGCUUUUUAGAUGGAAAGUAGAACAGUGGAACUGUGUUUUUUGGUCCAAAGAGUCCACAUUUCAAUAAGUUUUUGAAAGAACAGCCGUCGUGUUAUCUGGGCCACGAUGUUAUUAGCAUCAGGUCCAAAAGCCAGUGUCUGUAUGGACCAGGGAUGUGUCAGUGCCCAUGGCAUGGAUAACUCGCACAUCUGUGAGAACACCAUGAAUGCAGGCAGAUACAGUAUGUUCAAAUGUUGGAGCGACAUAUACUGCCAUCCAGCACCGUCUUUUCCAGGGAUGUCCUUGCAUUUUCCAGCAAGACAACUUCAAACCACAUACUGCCCAGGUUACAAGUGCAUGGCUGUGUAAGCAGAGAGUGUGGGUGCUAGAUUGGCCUGCCUGCAGUCCUGACCUGUUUCCAAUUGAGAAUGUGUGGUGCAUUAUGAAGCGCACAAUAUGGCAACGAAGACCCCGUACAAUUGUGCAGCAAAAGACCUACAUAAUGGAUGAAUGGGGGAAAAUUCCACUUUCUAAAUUUAAUAAACUUGUGUCUUCAGUGCAUAAAUGCUUAAGUGUUAUUAGAAGAAAUGGUGAUGUUUCACAGUGGUAAACACCCGAGUGUACCAACUUUUUAAGAGCGUGUUGCAAUCAUCUGAUUUGAAAUUACUGUACAUUUUAAAACAAACAAUUAAAUUCACAGGGUAAAACAUCAUAUAAUGUGUAGGUGUAGAGCUUUUGAUAUAGCAAAGGGUGAUUAUAAUUUACAAAUCACUCCUUUUUGUUUUUAUUAUCAUUUCCAUACUGUCCCAACUUUUUCGGAAUUGGGGUUGUAUGAAGAUAAAGUUUUCUGAAACUGCAUAACAAUAAGUGUUUUCAAUAUGUUGAAUUUCUCUACUUUUUCCUGGUUUUGAUUGAAUUGACAGAGCCCUCUAAUAUUACUGAUACACACUGGAAGACAAAAGGACUUGUGACAAGUAAUAAAAGCCUACUGAAUAUGA